AUGCAUCCUGGUGCCGUGUGUUCCUCAGAAUUUCGGUCCCUCCUGCAGAAUCCUGGAUCCUCGUGUGGAUUAAAGCAGGACGCUUGUGUGCAGCUCUCAAAUUUCACUCUUCACCAGGAACCAAGGGAUCCGGGGGGGAUUGUCUUUGUGCAGCAGUCCAGCCUGUGUGCUGAGGCUCAGUCCUUCAGGAGGAAUGUGAACUUGUGGAAGCUGGAAAGGAAUGAGGAUGAUGAUGUGGCGAAGAGGGAAUAUGCGCGGUGCAUGAAGGAAUGCGUGCACAUGAGAAACCAGUGCAAACACCAGACCAGCCGCAGCACCAUCAUGGCUCUAAAAGCAGGGCUGAAGCUAAAAGUGAAGCGGUGCUACAUCCUGGCACUUCUGUCUCUCCUCACCUUCUCGGCGGUGAUGAUAAACACAUAUUCACCCUUCCCCUCUGAACAGACAGGAUUGCCCUCUCACGGGCCUCAACAAAAGCGACCCACUGAGCUUCUCCGUCGGCUUCCUUUAAAUGUUCACAGUGGAGACCGGAAGCUUUCCAGAGUUAAAGAUUCAACCAAGCACACACCGGUGGGUCACGGCUACCAAAACCGAGGCAUAAAAAUACAGAAAAGAGUUCAUAAACCAACUAAAGGCAACGCAAAGGGGGCGAAAGGGGGAAAAAAGAAACACUCCCUCCAAACAUUUGUAGUCAAUAUGAAGGAAAUGCUGGCCAACCAACCAGGCAAUGGGAACGAAUCGAAAUCUAAGCACGCUAUCCAGCUUCUGCCCAGGCAUGACCAAAUUAUGACUCAGUCCGCCAGCACGGGUUCCUUCCAGCCCAGAAUUAAGCCAUGCAGACACAAAUGUUCUCCAGAUGCGCCCAAGCCAGAGCGGUUUAUGGGGAGUACUGGUUCACUGCGAGUGAAUCUUAAAAAUACCUCAGGAACCAAAACACAUGAAAGACGAUCAGCGUCCUCGCCGAAGAAAAAGCCCCAAUCUGUGCUGGAAAACAACGUCGUCUCUGGGGAAGGGGCUGAUUUGCCGGACUUUAUGACUCGCUGGUGUCAAAUUUCACAUGAUGACAUUUUCAGCGAGAACUGGAACCAAACCCAAGCUGAUUCCCUGCCCUGGUUUAGUAGGGAUGAUGUGGAGAAGAUCGAUUUGCUGGCCAGGGGCACCGUGCUGACUAAAGCCAGACUCUCAGGUCACGGCCAAGUGCUUCAGGUGGGACUCGGCGAGGAUAGUGAACGCAACCACACCAGACUCUGCCAGGAAGGAAACUGUGCCCUGAUCAAGCGUCCCGGUGACUGGAUCGAGGUGCUUGCGUUUCACCUGGACAGGAUUCUGGGUCUGAACCGCAGUCUUCCAGCAGUGAUGAGAAUGUUUAACAGUAGUCUUCUACCAUAUAAGUACACCAGCGGUUCUGGGAGGCCUGUGGUGUGGUGGGAUCCUGAUAUUCAGCAUUUAGCUGAUGAUGAUAAUGACCAGAAUUCUUUUCUGCUCACUUGGACCCAGUAUCAGACUCUUCUAAAAGCCAGAUGUGGGAUUCAGGUACCUCUAGAUUCAACGAUGUGUGUAGGCGUGCACCAUUCGGAGUGGGGGCGACUGGCGUUGUUCGACUUCCUGCUGCAGGUGAAUGACAGACUGGACCGAUACUGUUGUGGAUUCCAGCCCGACCCCACUGAAAUGUGUGUGGAGAACCUGCUCAAUGUCAAAUGUGCAAACUCCAAAGAUUUAAUGCUGGUGCAUAUUCUGGUUCGGAGGACUGAUCCCUCCAGACUGGUUUUUAUUGAUAAUGCGGGCAGGCCUCGUCAACCACAUCACAAUCUCAACUUCAGGCUGACGGAAAGCAUCGAUGAGUUUCCAGAGAGGGCAGUGUCAGUGCUGCGGUCAGGCUGUCUGGAGCGCCUGCUCCUGCGCUCGCUGUCUGUGGAUAAAGAACUGUGGAGGAGUCGAGGAGGAGCCGCCGGCCUCAGAGGAACCGUCCACACCAUACAGCACCGAGCCCAGAUUCUGCUGCAGCGCAUCCAGGACAAGAGACUGAACCAUGAUCUGUGA
This is a messenger RNA of Trichomycterus rosablanca, 2037 nucleotides long. RefSeq names its product golgi associated kinase 1A (gene gask1a). The transcript is spliced from 7 exons. The record is from RefSeq and is a predicted model, not a curated record. Gene Ontology annotation, cellular component: Golgi apparatus. Lineage: Eukaryota; Metazoa; Chordata; Actinopteri; Siluriformes; Trichomycteridae. Bases 1 to 2037 code for a protein of 678 amino acids.